AUGGCCUUCCCCGUCCACGCCACCGCGCCCCACGCUGCCCCCUUCCAUGACGUCAAGAAGAUCAGCAUCAUGGCCAAGCCCUGUGGGGACAAGACAGGCCCGGGCAGCGGAGCCUCGCCAGGGCUCUGCAUCGCCCUGUGCCUGUGGGGCACCGUGGCCCAGAAUAAUGGCGUACAAGGUACCACUGAGGACUGCAACAACCAUGUGCUCUGCCCGUCAAACGCCAAGUGUGUAAACAACACCCACUGCACCUGCCUGGAUGGGUACUGGUCAGGAAAGAAUCGCUUCUUCACCGACGUAACGGAGAUCUGUGACGAUAUUAACGAGUGUCUGGAGCCGAGCCCACCAGACUGUGGAGGCAACACAAACUGCUACAACACGGCUGGGUCUUACUUCUGCACCUGCGCCAAUGGCUACGAAACCAGCUCUGGGAAAACCAACUUCACACACGCGAGUGAGAACACCUGCCAGGAUAUCGACGAGUGUCGGGGCCCGAGCCCGGCAGACUGCGGACCCCACGCAAACUGCACCAACGUGCCUGGGAGUUACUCCUGCAGCUGCAUCGAUGGCUACGAGCCCAGCUCUGGGAAAGCCAACUUCACACACGCGAGGGAGAACACCUGCCAAGUUAUUGACGAGUGUCGGGGCCCGAGCCCGGCAGACUGCGGACCCCACGCAAACUGCACCAACGUGUCUGGGAAUUACUCCUGCAGCUGCACCGAUGGCUACGAGCCCAGCUCUGGGAAAGCCCAGUUCACGGACGCGAGGGAGAACACCUGCCAGGACAUUGACGAGUGCCAGCGAAACGCCACAGUCUGUGAGCCCCACGGGAACUGCAUCAACAUGCCAGGGAGUUACAGGUGUAAAUGCAGUUGGGGAUUUGGGAAGAGUCAAAGGGAUUCGUCUAAGAUCUGCACAGACAUCGACGAGUGCCGCACGAUCCCAGAUAUCUGCGGCCCCAAUGCCACGUGUAUCAACACUAUAGGGAGCUACCGGUGUGAGUGCCGGGCCGGCUACGUCCCCUCUAACAGGAACACGACCCUGUGCCAAGUCCCCAGCAUGAACUCCAGUGCUGAGUUCGAGGGAAUCAAAGAGACAUGCAGGAACUUCUCUCUGCAGGUAAAGCGGAGCAGCGGAAACAGCAGUUGUUGCAAUUUCUUUAAUUCGACCUUAGAGAUUCUGACGUCCACGUGUGGAGACGGGAGUGCGACGUUAUCACUGGAGAACACGACUCGCUCUUUCAACUCCCUCCUGAACAGCGCCUCCCUCUGGGAGGUCAGAGACAAGCAGGAGGUGGGGUGGGCCGUGACGGUCCUGCUGCAGAGCGUGGAACUGGCCGCACUGGCCGCUGCGCUCCGGUCCCCGGAGAGGACAACACAGAACGUGACGACAGAGUCUCUGGCUAUCCAGACGCAGCUCGUCACUGGGGACUGCAGCCGGGACAGCGAGGUCUUCACGCUGAGAGCUCACAACGACACGAUGGGAGUGCACUGUGAUACAGUCACCGGGGCAGCCACACACGCAGGUUUGGGGGCUGCUGCUUUUAUUUCCUACUCCACCCUGGACUCCAUCAUCAGUGCGAGACAUCUCAGCGAGGGAAAUCUACCGGCUUGUGGGAAGCUGGAGAAGAGUCAUCUCAACUCCAGGGUGGUGAGCGGGGCCGUCGGAGACGGGAGACCCAUUAACCUCUCCAGACCCGCAAACUUCACCCUGCGCCACAGCCAGGACAAAAAACGGGAGGAAGAGGCUCUCUGCGUCUACUGGAAAGUAGUGGCCGAGAGCGGAAGCUGGUCUCCGGACGGCUGCACCGCCGUGCACACGAACAGCACUCACACCACCUGCCGCUGUGACCAUCUCUCCAGCUUCGCCGUCCUAAUGGCUCCCACCACAGUGACGGAGAGUUAUCCACUGACCGUCGUCACCUACGUGGGACUGACCUUCUCCCUGCUGUGCCUCCUCCUCGCCAUCCUCACCUUCCUCCUUUGCCGCUCCAUCCGCAACGUCAGCACCUCCUUCCACCUGCAGCUCUGCCUCUGCCUCUUCCUGGCCGACCUGCUCUUCCUUAUCGCGCUGACCCGCACCGGCAGCUGGGUGGCGUGUGCUGUCAUAGCUGGCUUCCUACACUACCUCUUCCUGGCCUGCUUCACCUGGAUGUUCCUGGAGGGGCUGCACCUCUUCCUCACCGUCCGGAACCUGCAGGUCGUGAACUAUACCAGCGCCAGCCGGUUCAAGAAGAGAUUCACGUACCCGUUCGGCUACGGAGUCCCAGCCCUGGUGGUGGCUAUUUCUGCAGCGGUGAAUCCUGGAGGCUACGGAACUGCCAAAUACUGCUGGCUCAGCCAGGACAGAGGCUUUCAUUGGAGCUUCCUGGGUCCAGUCUGUGCCAUAAUCCUGAUAAAUAUAACGUUCUUUGCCCUUACCCUGCGGAUCCUGAGAAACAGACUCUCCUCCCUCAAUGCAGAUGUGUCCACCCUCAGAGACCACAGGUUACUGACCUUUAAAGCCAUUGCCCAGCUCUUCAUUCUGGGCUGCACAUGGAGCCUUGGUCUCCUCCAAGUAGGACCAACAGGCAUGGUCAUGGCGUAUUUAUUCACCAUCGUCAGCAGCCUGCAGGGACCCUUCAUCUUCCUGGUGCACUGUCUCCUCAAUCGGCAGGUGAGAGAGGAGUACAGGAGAUGGAUCAAGGGAUUCCGAACGUCCAGCACGAAAUCUCAGACAUCCGAUCUAUCCAUGUCUGCUGUCCCCACCACCAGCACCAAGACACCUUGUCAGUGCAGACGAACCAUCCCCAAUGAGCAGUCAGCACCGUGA
Caretta caretta (loggerhead turtle) is the source of this 2811-nucleotide messenger RNA. The record is from RefSeq and is a predicted model, not a curated record. Lineage: Eukaryota; Metazoa; Chordata; Testudines; Cheloniidae.